Ipomoea triloba (trilobed morning glory) is the source of this 808-nucleotide messenger RNA. RefSeq lists its product as uncharacterized. The transcript is spliced from 2 exons. The annotation marks the transcript as partial. NCBI's taxonomy places the organism in Eukaryota, Viridiplantae, Streptophyta, Magnoliopsida, Solanales, Convolvulaceae. The record is from RefSeq and is a predicted model, not a curated record.
GGCAUCUGAUCUGCAUUGUACUUGUUAUUUGGUUCAGCAAAUUGUUUAUGUGAAUGGCCCUUCAGAUUGCAGAGAGUAGUUCGAAUGUCGGAUUUAAACAAAUCUGAUGUUUUUGGUGGAGCCCCUGAUAGGAACAGAUGCAUAGAUGAUGUUGAAAACAAUGAUGACAACAUGAAAGCAGUGAAAAGCAGACCAGCUGCAGAUGAGGUUGAGGAGUGGGGAGAUUCCACUGAAAUCUCCUGGUUUUCUUCUUGUCAAAUUUUGGAUAAAGAUGGCGACGAAACAGCUAGAAAGGAAGGGCCUCUCCUGCCCAGGCAUAAGCAUGAACACCAACUGCAACUUGUUGUAGAUUGCAUGAGUCUAGAUGAUCUGGAUUUUGAUGAGGAGGCUUCAUCAGUUCAGCCAUUUUCAGGGAAUCAAGAGCUCUCUGAAUCCAAGAGAAAGAGGGCUGAAAACGCGUUGCCUUCAUCCCUGAAGCUUCUCUAUAACUUCCAGAACCGGUUCAGGAGAUUAACCGGGGAGAAGGUGAAUGCUGCAGCACCAAGCUGCAGCAGCAGUCAUGAUGAAUCCAGAGAGAUGAAUUGCUGCAGCAGUACUAGGUUGUGGAUAAACGAGAUUUUGCAGUUGGCUGCACACAAGUUCAUUGAGAACUCUUCCCAUGGAGACAGUGAACUAAACAAUCUAUUUCCCAAUUCAUGUUGGGGCCUUCAUGGCGAAGAUUAUAAAGAUGUUGAACUGCUUCUACAUCUCCUCGCUUCGGCUGAGAGAGUUGGCCAGAAAAAGUUUGACAGCGCGAAAGGUUUCCUCA